Molecule: messenger RNA, 1065 nt
Organism: Kwoniella shivajii
Lineage: Eukaryota; Fungi; Basidiomycota; Tremellomycetes; Tremellales; Cryptococcaceae
Exons: 9
Coding region: 1-1065 (354 amino acids)
Molecular function (GO): NAD binding
Source: RefSeq, a predicted model, not a curated record
AUGUCACCAACUUACGAAAACGUAAUCAUCACAGUUGAGCUCUCCAACAAGAAACUGCAAGAAGUGAAGGAAAGCUAUCCCAAUGUUUUCUACCAUCCAAAGGGAGAAGUCCCCAAAGAACAUAUGGAGGUAGCGGAUAUAUGGUAUACCAAUUGGCAUGGUCUUCCAUCAUCCGUGAAUAGUUUAGAUCAAAUUCCUCGCACUAAAAUACUUCAACUGUCAUCAGCUGGUGCAAACAAUGCUCUCGGUUCAUCGGUUAUGCCAACAGAAGAAGCUAGGAAACAGAUCCAGGUGUGUUCGGCUUCCGGAAUACAUGUUCUUUCUAUCCCGCAAUACAUCGUUUGCAACGUGAUCAAUUUGUACAUGAAGCUGCAGAUGCAAUUCCAUAUCGCCAGAACAGAUGCCAUCUGGCCCGCCAGAGAUAGGAUCAUCAAAGAGUCCGGUACAAGUGGGCAAUCAUUUCCUGGUAACAGGUCUCUGAUGGGGAAAACGGUUGGAUUUCUAGGUUACGGACAUAUUGGACGAGAAACCGCCCGACUUUGCAAAGCUUUCAAUUGCAGAAUCAUCGCAGCAAACUCGAAAGGGGACAAGCGGGCCGAGGACGGGUACCGAAUCCCGGGAACAGGGGAUGCGGAUGGCUCUAUCCCAGAAAAGUAUUUCUCGACCACAGACACCUCCUCUUUUCGAGAAUUCCUAUCUCAAUGCGAUGUGCUCGUUGCAAGUCUUCCCUCCACCCCUCAGACCACGUAUAUGCUCAAGUCUCUACCUGCUGGAGCUGUCUUCGUGAAUGUCGGUCGGGGAGAUCUGGUCAAAUCAGAAUACAUUCUAGGAGCUCUUGAUUCGUCAAAUGGGCUUUGGGGAGCUGUUCUAGAUGUCACCGAUCCUGAGCCUCUGACUGAUGGACACGCUUUGUUCACUCACCCUAAUGUUAUCGUCACCUCGCAUACCAGUGGAAGUUUCGAAGGGUAUUUUGAUAGUGGCGCAGAUCUGCUCAUUGCUCAAGCAGAAAGGCUCAAGAGUGGAUCAGAUCCGUUAAAUGUGGUCGACCCUGCCAAGGGUUACUGA